AUGUCGUUGGAAGCCAUUAUUUUUGAUAGAUCGAACCCAGAAAAGGUUUCAGUGAAGGUACUUGAUCAACUUCUCCUACCAUAUACUACUAAAUACGUUCCAAUUCACACAGUUGAUGAUGGCUACUCAGUUAUCAAAAAUAUGCAAGUGAGAGGUGCUCCAGCAAUUGCGAUUGUGGGAUCUUUAUCUGUCUUGACAGAAAUACAAUUGGUAAAACAUAAUCCAACCUCCAGUGCUACCACACUGUAUCUGCCAGUAAAUUGGGAAUCCACAAAGAGAGUGCUUAAUGAGAGAUUAGAUUUCCUUUUGAGCAGCAGACCAACAGCGGUUAAUCUAUCAAAUUCCCUUGCAGACAUUAAAAAUAUACUGACAUCAUCAGAGAACCUCGAGGUUUUCGACAAUAAUUUAUACAGUUAUGUCUGUCAGUUAAUAGAUGAGGAUUUGGCGAAUAACAUAAAAAUGGGUGAUAAUGGGGCUACUUAUUUACUGGAUACGUUAAUGAAUGAUGGUUUUAAAGGCGGAUUCGCUGUUUUGACGAUUUGCAAUACUGGCUCCUUAGCAACUUCUGGAUAUGGUACGGCUUUGGGUGUUAUCCGUUCUUUAUGGAAGGAUUCAUUGGCAAAAACUAAUGAAGCAAGUUCCGGAUCGAAUAUCGAAAACAAACCCAAGAUGGACCAUGUAUUCCCACUCGAAACAAGGCCUUAUAAUCAAGGUUCAAGGCUAACUGCUUACGAAUUAGUUUCUGAGAAUAUUCCGUCAACUUUAAUUACAGAUAGUUCCAUAGCGUAUAAAAUUAGAACUAGCCCGAUUCCAAUUAAGGCGGCGUUUGUAGGAGCCGAUAGAAUUGUUCGCAAUGGAGAUACAGCAAACAAAAUUGGUACUUUACAACUUGCUGUAAUCUGUAAGCAAUUCGGGAUUAAAUUCUUUGUAGUGGCUCCAAAAACAACUAUAGAUAAUUUAACUGAAACAGGUGAUGAGAUUAUUGUCGAAGAACGUAGGCCUGAAGAAUUUAAACUGGUUACGGGUGCAAUGGUUAAUCCUGAAGAUGGUACUUUGGUUUUGAAUGAGGCAGGAGAGCCGAUCUCGGGAAAGGUAGGAGUUGCCCCUCCUGAAAUUGAUGUAUGGAAUCCUGCCUUCGAUGUUACUCCACAUGAGUUUAUUGAUGGGAUUUUCACUGAGAGAGGUGUAUUCAUCAAGAAUUCUAAAGGUGAAUUUGAGCUAGAAGCUCUUUUUUAA
This is a messenger RNA of Saccharomyces mikatae IFO 1815, 1236 nucleotides long. RefSeq names its product S-methyl-5-thioribose-1-phosphate isomerase MRI1 (gene MRI1). Bases 1 to 1236 code for a protein of 411 amino acids. The transcript has a single exon. Gene Ontology annotation, molecular function: S-methyl-5-thioribose-1-phosphate isomerase activity. NCBI's taxonomy places the organism in Eukaryota, Fungi, Ascomycota, Saccharomycetes, Saccharomycetales, Saccharomycetaceae. The record is from RefSeq and is a predicted model, not a curated record.